CUCCUUCACCUCGCCGAUGAGGAACCGCUCCAUCCCGUUACCGGCGGUGCAGUAGUAGCGGACGACGCUCCCUCCGGUGUCCGGGUCACUCAUCGUGUUCUACGGGAGGAGGAGCACCUCCUCAUGGGCCAGCUGUUCUCCUCGGAGGAGGAGCUUUCUCAGGCGAAGGACGCGAUUGGCUCCCUGCUCUACGAGGCCAUGUCGGGGGCCGGAGCCGUGCCCGACCUGGGCGUGGUCCACCCGCUGCUCCUGACCAAUCAGCACGCCGGCUUCGACUCCGGGGCCCGCCUCCAGGAACAACUGCGACAGCUGCAGGCCGACGUGGGGAACAAGGCGCCCACGUACCUGAAGGAUCUGAUUGGCCGGCUGUCGUCCUUCACGGAGGAGCCCCGCCUGGCCGGCCUGCUGGGAUUGGCCGUCACCGUGGCGAUGGACAUGGCCUUCACGUCGGCCAAGCGGUCAGCCGGGAGAGGGGGGGCGGGGCCAGCGUCGGGCCAGAGAGUUUGGGAGCUGCAGGAGGUGAUGGAGGAGUACCUGAAGCGCUGCAGGAUCCACCUGAGUGACCGGGGCCGGCUGGUCCAGGACUCCGUCAGACUGGAGGCCCAGCUGAGCCUCACGCUCACCCGGCUGAAGACCAGCCUGCUGGGGGGGGCGGGGGGGGGCUGUGACUCCCGGGCCCUGAGGCACUGGGCCAGCGGAGCGGCCUUCCACACACAGGUGCUGGUCCACCUGGCCGGGCUGGAGGGCCGGACCCACCCGCCUGCUGCUGCGAGGGCCGCGCUGGAGCAGUACAGGGAGGACCUCGCCCAGAUCAUACCCGCAUACAGGCGCUUCAAGUCCAACACGGUGUGUGUGGGGAAAUGUCGCGGCGGUCUUCUGGCGUCAUGUGACCCGUCCGGCGAGCCGCCGGAGGACGGCGCCAUGACGGGUCUCUCCGUGACGGACAGCGAGACGGGGAAGAGCGCCACCGUCCCUCUGGCCGCCAUGAGGGCGGCGACAGGCAGCAGAAGGGCCGCCUCUGGGCCCGGAGGCGUCGACCUGGACCUCAUCACCUCGGAUCAGUACGCCGACGCCUACCUGCACCACCUGUUCUCGGCCCGGGGGCCGGUGGCGGCGCUGCAGGACUACUUCACCUCUUCUGAUGGGCGGGGGACGGAGGAGGCGGGGCCACGGGACGGAGGCCAAUCAAAAGGCAUCGAGGGAGGAGGAGGAGGAGGAGGAGGAGGUUUGCAUCUGAGUGUCGUGGAGACGCAGCCGGACGAGAGAGAGACAUCGGACUGACUUCAGGGUCUCGUUGUAAUUUAUUGGAUUUUUGCCGUGAGAUUAUUGAAAUGCAGUUUAAAUCAAAAGCAAUAAAUUAAAAAAAUAUUGAAAUACUUUAUUUUGCUUUUUUGUUUAUUGUCAAUUUUAAUUAAAAAAAUAAAAAAAUCAAUUAAAAAUGAUUUAAAAAGUGAUUUUUGUUUUUCAAACCAAAAUAAUAUUCCACCAGUUGAAUAUCCAGGAUGUCUAAUCAAUAAAGAUGUUUUAUAAUCUGAUUGUAUUAUUAUAAAUAAAAUCAGA
Pseudoliparis swirei is the source of this 1560-nucleotide messenger RNA. RefSeq lists its product as uncharacterized. The coding region runs from base 124 to 1281 and encodes 385 amino acids. The record is from RefSeq and is a predicted model, not a curated record. The transcript is spliced from 6 exons. NCBI's taxonomy places the organism in Eukaryota, Metazoa, Chordata, Actinopteri, Perciformes, Liparidae.